Messenger RNA from Prunus armeniaca (apricot), 597 nucleotides. The record is from the annotation of a GenBank genome assembly. Lineage: Eukaryota; Viridiplantae; Streptophyta; Magnoliopsida; Rosales; Rosaceae.
AUGGGUCUCUUUCUCUCAAGAAAUAUUGCAGAUUUUGUUUUCUCUUCUCUGUUCUCCAAGAAAAAUGGUGGGAAUUUCAUUCCCAUGCAAAUUCAGGACGUGGUUUCCUUGGUGUCCCGGACGGGAAGGCAUAUGCAGCGCUAUGAUAAAGGUUGUCGCCAAGUUGUAGGAUGCGUACCGUACAGAUUUAGGAAAACCGAACAAUCUUCAUCUCUUGAGGAGUUAGAAGUUCUUGUGAUUAGUUCACAGAAGGGUCAAGGAAUGUUGUUCCCAAAGGGAGGUUGGGAAAUUGAUGAGUCUAUCGAGGACGCGGCUAAAAGAGAGACGCUAGAGGAAGCCGGUGUGAUUGGCCAUCUUGGAAGUAGAUUGGGUAUGUGGCGUUAUAAGAGCAAAAGCCAUGGCACAGUUCAUGAGGGGUACAUGUUCCCUUUACUCGUCCAGCAGCAACUGGACUUAUGGCCCGAGCAAAGUGCCAGAAAACGACAAUGGAUGUCUGUUGCCGAAGCUAGAGAAGCAUGUCAAAAUUGGUGGAUGAGGGAAGCUUUGGAGAAGUUAGUUUGUCUCCAACAGGCAGGAGAAGAAACAAAAUGCACGUAG